AUGGAGAUGCAUUACACAACGGUUGACACAUGGUCUUGGAGUACCGACAACUUAGCGAAAGAGACCAGCACCCUCGUGGUCAAUGUUGAUCUCACUGGCAUAUUGCAAGACGCCCUCGAGCACUCAGUCGACGACUCUACGCCGCCAUGUGCUGCCCGGCAGUUCCUUCUGGACAAAGCCCGCGGAGGCUCAAGCCUAGUCAAGGUCCUCCUCCCAGUGCAGUCUGGCCAUAUUGUUCAGUCCGAUUUCCUUGAACGGCGCAUGGUUGACUGCCUGAAUGUUGCCGACGUGCGAGGCUUCAUUGCGCCAGGGCAGCAUGUUCAAGGGUGCUCUGUCGAGGCCUACGAGUCCAUGAAACUUACUGAUCUGCUUCAUCGCUGCUACGGCGCCAUUGUGGUGUCCUCAUCUUCUACUGGGGACAACUCGACAGCGGUCAACGAGGAAUUGGUCAAGCGCCUGUCUUUUGACUGGCUCUCACCCAAACCCAUAACCCGGAAGCGGCUGGUAUUCAUUGGCGGGGCGUCCCAAUUCAAAUUUCAGGGCUUUGCUAUCGCGGCUGCCUCGUUGAACGUUGGUCUUGUCGUGUUGGACGAGCCAAAUCAGUGGAUUGCUUCUGACUCAUAUGCUCAUCUUCGCGAAGAGUUUGUGCCGUUCGACAUGACACCAGACGCCAGUAUGGCCAGGCGCAUCACGGAGGCGGUGGCCCAAAAGCAGAACGCAAGCUAUAAUGGCAAAUCUUUCGAUGGCAUCAUGACACUCGACGAGCACCUGUUGACCAUUGUCUCUCACGCGGCUACGUUGCUGGGGCUUCCGACGUCGUCCCCGGAGUCGAUCGGCCUGGCGCAGAACAAAUUCCAAACACGCCAACUCGACGCCAACGUCUUCUGUCGCCUCGUCCGGUCGGUCGCCGAUUUGGAGAAGCUCCUCGUCGAGGAAGGGCCGCGGAUCCUGUAUCCCCUCAUCGUCAAGCCCAGUAAAGGCUGGUCGUCCGAGGGCGUCUGGAAGGUGGCAGACGAGCAGCAGCUGCGGAUCAGAGUCGCCAUGCUGUGGCAAGACGCCUUCACCGCCUGGCACGGCCACGACAUUGUCAUCGAGACCUACGUUGAUGGCCCUGAGGUUGACGCCAAUAUGGUGCUGGUGAACGGCGAGAUUGUCUUUUUCGAGGCGAACGACGACUUUCCCAGCCCCGGGGACUACGACGACGGCAAAGCCAAGGUCGAGUCAGGCCCCGUGCCUAACUUUGUCGAGACGGGGAACAUGCUACCGUCGGCUCUCGCGCCCUGCGAGCUGGAGGCUCUUCAACAGCGACUGCACGAGCUGGUUCUUUCCGCCGGCUUCCGAGACGGCAUUCUGCACAUUGAGGCUAGGCUUCGCAACUCGAGCAGCCAUUACGCCACGGAUAAUAGUGCCUCCGGGUCCAACGGCUUCGUCGACUUACGACGCAACACGGCGACGACGUCAACAGCGAAGCCAGAGGAUGUUUUCCUCCUCGAGAUAAACCCUCGCCAGCCAGGCUGGUUCGAGAUAAAUGCUACAGAACACACGUAUGGCGUCUCAUACUACAGCCUGGCGGUCCUGCACGCCUUGGCAGACAGAAAUCGCAUCGUGACACUGUCCCAGCCCUUUUUAGGAGGGGCCCAAUACCAUAUGCAGCUACUGGUGGUCUCCGCCCAGAAGGGCGGCAUUUACCAGUCGGGUGAUGUCUGCUCUGCCGUCAUAGAUCAAGCAGAGCAUUUGCGUGCCCAUGUCGUCCAAUGCGCGAAUCUAAUGGCCGAGGGGCAAAUAGUUCCUGAUCCUAGGACCGGUAUGGUAUUUGGCAACUUUAUCGCCUUUUUCUUGAUAGUCUCACGGACCAGCCGGAGUGAGGCCUUGAGGGUAGGACACGAGAUUGAGCAGCUAGUCAGAGUGUACACGGGUGGUUUCUGA
Molecule: messenger RNA, 1926 nt
Organism: Colletotrichum spaethianum
Lineage: Eukaryota; Fungi; Ascomycota; Sordariomycetes; Glomerellales; Glomerellaceae
Product: fumipyrrole biosynthesis protein C
Exons: 2
Coding region: 1-1926 (641 amino acids)
Molecular function (GO): metal ion binding; ATP binding
Source: RefSeq, a predicted model, not a curated record